Exophiala mesophila is the source of this 2296-nucleotide messenger RNA. RefSeq lists its product as uncharacterized. The transcript has a single exon. Lineage: Eukaryota; Fungi; Ascomycota; Eurotiomycetes; Chaetothyriales; Herpotrichiellaceae. Gene Ontology annotation, molecular function: copper ion binding; oxidoreductase activity. The coding region runs from base 43 to 2145 and encodes 700 amino acids. The record is from RefSeq and is a predicted model, not a curated record.
CCCUAAUCCUCGCCACCCACUCUCUUUGUCUUUGCUUCGACCAUGGCUUUCACGAGCCUGUCCAAGGCCCUUGCCGCCGCUACACUCGCUUUUUCGUCAUUCAGUCUGGUCUCUGCGGGAAGCCAGUCCACACAUGUCCCCUUCGUCAUCGAAGCGACCUGGGGACCUACCGAUCCCACAAAGGCCAUCUCAAGAGAUGCCCUUCUCGUCAAUGGAUCUUUCCCCGGUCCACCCUUGAACCUCAAAGUCGGCGAGACGGUUGACUUCACAAUUAUUAAUAAUACUCCCGAUGUUACUGGAAUCCACUUUCACGGUAUUCGCCAGUUGGGAACCCCUGAAGCAGAUGGUGUUCCUGGAGUGAGCCAAACUGUCAUCAAAUCCGGAGAGACCUACACAUACACGUGGACCGCCGAAGACUCCGGUACCUAUUUCUAUCAUGCCCAUUACAAGGGACAAAUGAUGGAUGGCCUGUAUGGCGCCAUCAUCAUCGCGCCCGCGGACGACGCAGAGACUCCCUUCAGCCAGAUUGGAGAUGUCCCCACCCUCCAAAAGGCUGCCAGCCAAGUCGAGACAGUCUUCGCCUCGGACUGGAGCCGAUAUACCUUUGCUGAGUUUUUCGCCAUUGAACAGGCGGCAAACAAGGACACUGCCUGCACCGACUCCAUCAUCCUGAACGGCCAAGGCUCUGUCUACUGUCCAUCCAUCGAGUUCCUGACUGCCAAUGCUGCACCUCAGACUCCGGCUCUUUUGAACGGAACUUCGCUCACGGCAAAGGGCUGCAUUCCUGCCAAUAACCCGGUGCUCCAGGGCAGAUUUCCCCUCAACGCAGCUGCCCUGCCUCCUGAUGUCUACGAUGUUUGCACUCCAUAUGAAGGGACCAACUACACCUACACGGUUGAUGCCAACGAUGGGUACGCCGCCAUGUCUUUCGUCAACCCUGGUGGUUUUGCCAUUCUUCAAGUCGCCAUUGACAGCCACAAGCUGAUCGUGUAUGAAAUCAACGGAAACUACAUUGUGCCUCAGUGGGUUGACGAGAUCACCGUUGGCAACGGAGAUAGAAUCUCGUUCUUUGUCAAGUUGGACCAGGCACCCGCUGAUUACACGAUCCGUGUUGCCAAUGCCGGUGUCAACCAAGUUGUCUCAGGUUUCGGACUUCUGUCUUACAAAGGUUCAGCUGGUGUCGCCAACACCGCUGGCGUCAUCAACUAUGGCGGUCAAAACACUACCCUGAUCACCUCUCUCAACCGAGCCCUUGCAGCUCCCUAUCCUGCAGUCUCGGUCGCGGCCACAUCGGAUCUCACAUACGUUUUGGAUAUCUCGAAUGAUCCGUCGCAGCCUACCGACGCCUGGGCAUGGACCUUGUCCGGAAGCCAAGCGUAUAAUCAGAGCCGUGAUGAUGCUGCUCCACCGCUAUUGUUCCAAGACCCCGCGACCGUUCCUGAUAGCGACUUGAUCCUCAAGACCAAGUACGGACAGUGGGUCGACUUGAUCAUCAGAAUCCAAGGACCACUUGCCCAGCCACAUCCCAUUCAUAAGCAUGCCAACAAGUUCUUUGCCAUUGGUGGUGCACCAGGCGAUUUCAACUUCACCACUGUCGCAGAGGCACAAGCCGCUGGUCUUCCCUUCAACUUGGCCAAUCCUCCCUUUGUGGAUGGCUACACCAACCCCCCUGCUAUUGGUACUGGCGCAUGGAUGGUAUUCAGAUACCAAGUCGACACUCCCGGUGCAUGGCUCCUCCACUGCCACAUCCAAACUCACUUCUCUGGUGGAAUGGGUGUCGCCAUUCUGGAUGCUAUUGAUAAGUUCCCACAAUUUCCCUCGGGCGAUAAUGGCUCAGGAUCUGGCGGUGGUAAGGGCAACUCGGGGUCCGGCAACGGCAACUCCGGGUCAACAGGUGGAAGCUCAGGUAACCAAGGGUCCGGCGGCGACAGCAACCAAUAUCCACCUACGAGCUCUGGUAGCGGGUCCGUAAUGACCACAGUGUCUGGCCCCACCGCGGUCUGGUCUUCAUCUGUGGCACACUCUACUGGCUCACCCGCCAAAACAGGGCCACCUGUAGCAACUUUUACUGGAGCUGCAUCGGCAACCCAUGCAUUGGGAUAUGGCGCCGGUCUGAUUGCCAUGUUGGCAGCACUGGUGGUUUGAGGGGUUUCAUUUGUACAAAAUUUUGGAUGGUUUUAUGUCCGCACGCAGCAUAUUACAUAGUAGGUUACUAUUACUAGGGAUGGGAACUUUUAGAAGCCUCUGGGAUUGGAUAUUGGAGGUAUGAAAAUAUAAUGACGAAUUUCCUGCUUGA